Messenger RNA from Dermacentor andersoni, 1949 nucleotides. Its product is annotated as ornithine decarboxylase-like. NCBI's taxonomy places the organism in Eukaryota, Metazoa, Arthropoda, Arachnida, Ixodida, Ixodidae. Gene Ontology annotation, molecular function: ornithine decarboxylase activity. The record is from RefSeq and is a predicted model, not a curated record. Gene Ontology annotation, cellular component: cytoplasm.
AUAGCAGUAUCUAGUCAAACAGCCAGUCCAUUUGUAGAAAACGGCUUCUUUGUUUUGUAUUUAAAACGAAGAUUUCUUUGCCUUCUUUGUGCGUGCACCUGUCAUCAUCACUCUUCCCUCGGUGGAGAUGUGCAAGGUAGGAAGUGGAAUUCCAUCGCUGUUUGUGGACGAGGAUGUCGCGGAUGUUGCGCGAAUAGUAAUUGAGCAGAAGAGAUACGAAGAUGAAGCUUUCUUCCUUUGUGACGUAAGGGAAAUUAAGCGUAAGGUUUCUCUGUGGCAGCAAGAACUACCGGAAAUACAGCCAUAUUACUGUGUGAGAUGCUGCUCAGAUUAUGUUGUCCUGAAAACUCUGAGCUUGAGCGGAGUAAAUUUUGCUUGUGGAUCGAAGCAUGAAAUGCGAAUUUUGCUGGACAUGGGAGUCAACGAAAACCGCAUUCUGUACAACAGUACGACAAAAUGUCCUUCACAUCUGAAGUUCGCCGAAGAAUGUGGAGUGCGGCUAAUGUGUUGUGACUCGGCAGCCGAUAUGGAAAGAAUCAGUGGCGACACCGCUAGGUUGCUACUACGCAUUGCUGUGCACGACUCCUCAAAGCAAGCUUUUCUGAAUGAUCAGUUUGGAUGUUCUUUGGACGAAGCUGAGCAGCUUAUGCACCUUGCAAAGGAAAAGCAGCUCAACAUCGUCGGCGUAUCGUUUGACAUGGGCGUAAUUGCCGGUACCGAUGAAGCAUUUUUACUAACACUUCGGAAUGCUCGCGCAGUGUUUGACUUAGGACUACGGAUGCGUUUCCCCAUGACAGUACUCGACAUUGGUGGCGGAUUUCCUAUAGCUUCCCAAACCAAUGAAGAGUUCAAGCAGGUGUGCCACCUGGUUAGCUCUGCACUUAAGACAUACUUUCCUUCGUCAUCGGGAACGACAGUGAUUGCUGAGCCAGGACAAUUUCUGGUGGCCUCAUCCUACACUCUUGCGGCCAAAGUUGUGGGAAAGAGAACCAAAGAAAGCUUUCUGGAUGGUAAAUGCAAAUACCACAAAGAGGUUUUUAUCAACGAAAGCAAGUACAACAGCAUCCCCAGAUACGCAGGCGAAGAAAGAGGAAUAAGUAUUCGCCCGUUAUUGGAGCACAAUGACCGGCCGCGCAAUGUGUUGACCGCCUUCUGGGCCGCCACCAGCAACCCGAGAGACCUAAUAUUCGACAAGCAGCUUUUCUGGCCCGUGGAGGUCAAUGACUGGCUCCUCAUCAACAACAUAGGUGCCUACUCGCUAGUGCUAGCUUGCAGCUUCAACGGCUCGGGCAUGCCUCCGGUAGUCUACGUUGCUUCCACAGACGGCGCCGAUACCGUCAGUAAAGGCAUAGCGGCGGCUUCCGUGUGCAGUGGCUAUUCUCAGAUGGAGCGUGCAAUCAAGUCAGUGUGAGGCACCGCAUAUUGCUGAAUAUUAUUUGUUGCUUUAUCCUCUUCAAUGUUACUAAAGGAUGCGACAGUAGUGGUCGGGGUCCCCUCAUGAACAGCAAAAUGAAUGUUGGCUAUAUUGUGCCAGAAAGCCCAUACAAAUUACCCUCCGUGAAUAGAGCUAAUCCCGCUUGUAUGAGCUAAUCCCGCUUGUAUGUGUAUGAUAGCAAUCGAAAAACUACCUCUGAUAAUACGAAGCUGCUUUGGCAUAGAAUUUCACUCCACAGAACGAAAGCUUAUCCAUGCGUGUUGUGACUUGCUUCAUUACAAACUUUCCUGAUGAAAGCAAGCUCAUUUGAAAAGGAUUGAUCUCUUAGAACCGUGCAGUGGCUAAUGACUUGCGUGAAUACAAUGAAUUGAAUAGACCUACUGGGACCGUGUCAUCUAUUCACCCGGCUUACAGUAAGCAGUCAGAAAGUGAAGACUGUAUUCACAUUUCGUGAAAGGAGUAGUAAUGAAACACCGAAUGACUGCGUUCCACUUCCUUGCAGUCUAGUUGAUGU